ACCCUACGGCGCUCGGCCUGUUGCCACCCCAGACGGGCAAAUCCACUUCUUCUCCCCUUCACUUCCUCUUCCCAAAUCUAUUCUCCCAAAGAACCUCGACCGAAUCGAGCUUCCUUUGGCCAGAUCGCAGCCCAAGCAGCCAGAUCGGCGAAUCCAUGGCCGCCGCCGCUGCCGCUUGGGGAGCUCCGAUGUGCGCAGUGCCACCCAUGGACGCUGGGCGCGUGUUGCUGAGGGUCGCCGUCUAGUCGGACGGGGGAAGGGUACGCCGCUGGUCCUUGUCUGGGUCGCAGCCAUGGCUGUAUGGAUCUAAGUCUCCGCCGUAUUGACUCCGCAGGGAACGCGGUAGAACUGAUGGCAGAGCAAAAUUUUGAAUAUAUAAUAAUAAUAAGGGCAGGAUAGAGCGAGCAGAUUGAAGGCAGUCAGGAUUAAUAACGACGGAUAUAUGAACCAGCCGAUCUCCAAACGACGCCGUCCAGCGCCGCCAGAGGUCGGCAGCAGCAGCAUAAUUCCAGAUGAGGUGCUGCUGUUGAACAUCCUGGUGCGCCUUCCUGUGAAGUCCCUUGUGCGCUUUAAAUCUGUCUGCAAGGCGUGGUGCGCCACCAUAGCCAGCGCUCACUUUGCUCGCCUGCACUUGGAGCUUGCAAGAGCUACCAGCCCAUCAUCCAUGGUCGUAGUCCCCCGGAAGUACCAGUCGGAACCGAGAAAGGUGGCCUCUCAGUUCGUGCACAUCUAUCGCUUCCAGCCAGCAGUGCAGAGCAAGGUCGCCAAGCUCAUUAUGAUGAGCAAGCCUCGUCCCGAGUGGGGCAUCCCACGGUUCACCAUCCCGCUGCACUGCGACGGCCUGGUUCUAAUCCCCAGCAUGACAGGGCACAUAUUCGUGUGCAACCCGGCCACGAAGGAGUUCGUCGAGCUGCCGCCGGGCACCCGGAAUGUGUCGUUGGACCAAAGGGUGGCCUUUGGCUUCGAUCCCUCCAGUGGUACAUACAAGGUGGCUAGGCACUUCUUGCGCUCCUACCAUGAAGGGCAGAUACGUACAGACUACGACGUUGGCUAUGAGGUCUUGACACUUGGCGAUGGCGUAAAGAAGUUGGAAUGGAAAGCCACCAUUGAUCCACCUUACCCUAAUCAAUGCCAGGACUCCUAUUUGCUUGCCAGGAUUCUUCUAUUGGAGUGCGGUCCAGUCCGUGGCUGACGCCGACGACCACGGCAAGCUAGCCACAGAUGUUAUCCUUAGAUUCAGCAUGCGUGAUGAUACGUUCACUGUGCACCCCAAUCCUCCAUGCAGUAGCUGCCUAAGUCUCAAUGACCUCAUGUGUGAGCUAAGUGGCAAGCUGUGCUAUGUCCACUCCCCUUCCCCGUGCGAUGUCUCCAUUUGGUUAGCACAAGGUGGACAAGACACAAUAACAUGGUCACGACGUUGUCGUGUCAAUCUGCCCAUACCAAGGAUUCUUCGUGUUUAUGCUUGUGCUUCAGCUGAUCAAGAAGGCACAGUAUUCCUGUCUGUGGAUUUCCGACAUGUUUACAAGUGCAACCUCCGUGAUGGAUCUGUUGAAGCAGUAGUCAGUAUGCCAUAUGGCUUGUUCUAUGAGCACGGGGAAGGGGUAAAAUUUGUCCUUGGUUCACUCCCUUUUUCGCAUUACAUGGUGCCAUAUGUGGAAUCUUUGCUGCGUAUUGCACCAUGCUAGCUAGCCAAGUGACUGUAUGUUAUCAAUACCAAUAAUAGAAGAAAGGGUAUGCUUAAUAAUGCGUAUUGUAUGUUAUCAACAGCCUGUGGGAAGUCUCCAUUUGGUUAGCACAAGAUGGACAAAACAUAAUGGCAUGGUCGCUCACCCUUGGCUUUGUUCCCCCUGCUACCCCACCUAGCAGUUCGAACUGGAAGAUGGAGUUUCUAAAAGAUUGUGUUUCCUGAAGACGGUGUCUAGGUUGGUGUACCCCUGGUCGGCUGCCUGAAGGGAUUUUUUUUUUUGAAUAAGUGCUGCCUGAAGGGAUGGAGACCCUGCUUCGCUGUAACUUUGAUGUAAUUUUUGUUUAGACCCUCUGGUCAUUUUGUAAUAUGUACGCUUUUGUAACAAAUACUGAUUUGUAUCGCUAGGCCCCGUUCGGUUGGCUGUUCAGCCGGCUGGGGCUGGCUUUUUUUCACUGUUGCUACCCUUUGGUCAUUUUGUAAUAAGUGAGUGCAUUCGUUUU
Molecule: messenger RNA, 2187 nt
Organism: Panicum virgatum (switchgrass)
Lineage: Eukaryota; Viridiplantae; Streptophyta; Magnoliopsida; Poales; Poaceae
Product: putative F-box/kelch-repeat protein At1g12870
Exons: 3
Coding region: 443-1192 (249 amino acids)
Molecular function (GO): protein binding
Source: RefSeq, a predicted model, not a curated record